UCACCACUAUAUGUGCUGUAGCAACUUCAUUUUAUGUAGAUAAAAGGCAUGUUUAUCUCAGGGCCGUGCCGAAUUGAAGUUUCACAUAUAGGGGAUCUUCCUUACAUGAAUUGCAUUCGUCACAGUGAGUACGAAUAAAGGAUUAAUUACAGUGAAUUAUUUUCUUGAGGGUGUGUGUGUUUCUUGAGGUAAUACUGGUUUUAUACAUUCAUAUUGAGGAGCGGAUGAUUGUGGCUGAGUGUGCGGAUAGAUAGCGUGAAGACGGCUUUGCAGCUGCUGGGUGUGAGUAGCUGGCUGUGUGUGACAGGAACUCUGCAUUCCCAUAAAAGGCAACUGCCAGACUGUGUGAAGUAUGCACCCAGAGGGAGAGAGUAAAAUCUAGGCAGAUGAAGUGAAUGGCUGUUUUCAGAAAUGGAAUACCAAUUGAAUGUUUUAGUGUGUUAAUACAGGUGGAUUUCUCUCAACCUGGAAACCUGAGUACAACGGAAAAACGAUAGAUUAACAGGAUUAGGACAACAGACUGGCUCAAAAUUUUACAGCCUUGACCUCUUACUUUGUCCCCACCCUGAGAAGAAGCUUAAAGGACAUCUUCUCCUCCGGUUAUCGGUUACCAUCACUGGAAAUUUUCAGGCUGCUUUGCCAGCCCGGAAAGCCGAGGCUGACCUGGACUCCUGCUCUCCCCUCUACCAUCUUUGAUGUGACCCUGACUAAAUGCUGCAACAGCUGGACCCACAACAACAACCUGAAAAUGUCAACAGGGCUGCAGGAAAGCGAUCUCAUGCAGCAGAGACGGAGAGCGUUAAAUCCAAGGCUCGUUUCACUACACGGGGGAAAUUUCCAGAGAGCUUCAGCUGACAGAGCUGUGACGAGACGCCCAUUAAGCCCGGAUGAAAGGUGAGGCCGAGCAACAGAAUGCGGACCUUACCAACUCUGCAUUAACACUGUGCAGGACAGUGAUGGACCAACAUGGCAACAAAAAAGGCGUGCCAGAGACUGGAAGCAAUUUCAAGGAGCUCAGGUAUCAGAUGUUACCAAACGACGGCGUCGGGCCUGGAUAGCAGCCGUGAGACGAGCUGAUAUCACGUUCUGUUCCAUCUCCCGGUAUCACUUGGUGUGCUCCAGACAUUUUCAUUCCGGUAAGCACUAAAUAUGUUCAUAUCACACUUUAUAGCUGAAUAAUGUUAUCGUUGGUGGUCUUGGAAGUUACAGAAAAUGCGAUCAAACAUCGAAUGGAGUGACUUUGCAGACAUAUGUGCUAUGUGAAGAUUCGCUAAUUCUUUUGCACAACUGUAGGGAAGCCUCCCUACGAAAUGGAUCAAACAAAUCCAGACUGGGUACCAACGCUACACAUGGGGCACUCCGAAAUCCGAACAUCACAAGCAGACCGUCACAGGAGGCGAACAGAACGGGAACAAAAGAAAGCACUAGUAGGAGGCUUUCACAAUGGAGCAGCAAAGUGUGGAGGUGAAGCCUCAGCACAAGUUACCACAGAAGAGCAGCCAGAGAUGGACACCACAGAAGAGCAACACCAUAGCAACCCUGUGAUUUUGGCUGAGGGCCAGAUUUGUGACGGACAUGUAGAAGCAGAGGUAACAGGUGCAGAUGCAGAAAACGCUGAUGUCAGAGAUAGACAAAUGGAAGAUCAACGACCGACAAUUGACUGUGAGCGCUGUGUACAGAGCAGAGCAGAAAUAAACCGGCUGCUGGAGGAGAACAGAAAGCUUAAAUCACUGUUAGACAAGACAGAGCUGAAUGAAAACUUUUUAGAGGGUGACACGGAAAAAGUGAAAUAUUACACUGGUCUUACGUGUUUUGCUAUUUUUAUGUCUGUGCUAGACUAUGUAAAAGCUUUCCUACCAGCAUCAAAGAAACUGUCGCAUUUCCAAAUGCUCUUACUCACACUUAUGCGACUUAGACUUGAUCUUCCUGUCCAGCAUCUUAGUUAUCUAUUCAAUGUCUCCCACAAAACUCUUUCUUCUGUCUUUGCUGAUACAAUUGAAGUUUUGUAUGGCCGCUUAGGAGUAUUGGUACACUGGCCAGAGAGGCACUGUUUGCAAGCAACAAUGCCUCCACAAUUUAUGGAAACUUUUGGAAAUCGGGUAGCCAUCAUUGUUGACUGUUUUGAAAUUCGUACAGAACGACCAUCUAAUUUAAAGGCUCGUGCUCAAACGUACUCGCACUACAAGGGUACACACACCAUGAAAUACCUGAUCGGGAUUACCCCCCAAGGUGCAGUUUCAUUCACUUCUAAGUGCAUCAGAUAAACACAUCACAGAGCAAUGUGGUAUACUUAACAAGCUGUUACCAGGGGAUGUAGUUUUGGCAGAUAGAGGCUUUGACAUCAGAGAUGCGGUGGGAAUGAUGUGUGCGGAGGUUAAGAUCCCAGCAUUUACA
Messenger RNA from Oreochromis aureus, 2394 nucleotides. RefSeq lists its product as uncharacterized. The transcript has 2 exons. The record is from RefSeq and is a predicted model, not a curated record. NCBI's taxonomy places the organism in Eukaryota, Metazoa, Chordata, Actinopteri, Cichliformes, Cichlidae. The coding region runs from base 1311 to 2264 and encodes 317 amino acids.